AUGGCGGCGAGCACCGGCAGCCGUAAGAUCUACUGUACAGGAGAGCUGUUAAGACAGGUACAGAUGGCCAAAUUGUUUGACGACAACAAGGCCUAUGUGGAUAUGAAAUUGACUGCAGUACCUGAUAUUGUUUUAGAUGCCUUCUCCAACCUAACACAAAGGUUUCCAAAUGGGACAGUUCCUCCUUCAGAUCUACAAGUUUUUGUGAAUAUGUACUUUGCAAACAGUGGGAAAGAGUUUGAGCCAUGGAGCCCUCCAGACUGGCAUGCCAAGCCAAAACUGCUGUCCAAGGUAUCUGACCCAAAACUUCGCAGCUGGGCUGAGGAGUUGCAUGGUUUGUGGAAAUCACUUGGCCGAAAGGUCAGUAAUGAUGUGAGAGACAAUCCUCAAAUGUACUCUAUAAUAUAUUGCCCAUAUCCAGGCAUUGUACCAGGGGGACGCUUCACUGAGUUUUACUACUGGGAUUCAUAUUGGGUGCUAAAUGGUCUCAUAUUAUCUGAGAUGAUGGAAACAGCCAGAGGAAUGAUCCAAAACUUCCUACACAUGGUGGACAGGUAUGGUUUUGUUCCAAAUGGAGGGAGAAUUUACUAUGAGCGACGCAGCCAGCCACCCUUCCUACCUCUAAUGGUGGAGAGUUACUAUGAGGCCACUAAGGAUGUAGAAAUUCUCAGGACGGCUUUACCAUUGUUGGAAAAUGAGUACAGGUUUUGGAUGGAGAACCGCUCCAUUGUUGUAGAAGUGAAUAGUGUCGAGCAUGUCAUGAAUCGCUAUUACACACCUGUUGGCCAGCCCAGGCCAGAAUCUUACUUACAAGAUGCAGAGCUGGCAGAGGGCUUACCUGCAGAGGCUCAGGAGAAGCUGUGGACAGAACUGAAAGCAGCAGCUGAGUCUGGCUGGGACUUUUCCUCACGCUGGUACGUUAAGAACUUGGGCCAAAACGCUGCCUCAUUUAGGGAUACUAGAACCAGCUCCAUUGUGCCUGUUGACCUCAAUGCUCUCAUUUGUCGCAAUGAGCGUGUCCUGGCCACCUUCCACAGAAUUCUAGGUAAUGAGGAAAAGGCACUUCAAUAUGAGAAUGCAGUCUCUAUCAGGAUGAGGGCUAUGGAGAGUGUUUUAUGGGAUGCAAAGAAAGGAGCAUGGUUUGAUUAUAACAUGUUGAGUAGGAUCAGGAAUUCAGCCUUCUAUCCGACUAACCUAAGUCCUCUGUGGGCACAGUGUUAUUCUCAGCCUGAAAUGGGACAGCAGGCACUACAGUAUCUCAGAGGGAGUGGUGGUCUUGACUACCCCAAUGGUGUUCCCACCUCUCUGAGUCAGAGUGGCCAGCAAUGGGACAUGCCUAAUGCCUGGGCUCCACUCCAGCACAUGCUCAUAGACGGUCUGUCACAACUUGACUCGGCAGAUGCCAAAGAUCUUGCCUUUGAUUUGGCCCAACGGUGGAUUCAAACAAAUUGGCUGGCUUAUGUGAAAUAUGAUGCCAUGUUUGAAAAGUAUGAUGUCCUUGGAGAUGGCAAACCCGGAGGAGGUGGUGAAUAUGAAGUUCAGCUGGGGUUUGGAUGGACCAAUGGUGUUGCUCUACAGUUGCUGGACCAAUAUGGGAAUAAGCUGAGGUCUGGGGGAAGUGUCCUAGGUUCUAACCUUCAGAUUGGACUAAUUUACCCCACUGUAUACCUGUAUGCCAUAUUUUACCAUGGAUCAUUCUGAUAGUUAUGUUUGGAAAAAGGAUUUCUUGGAU
Messenger RNA from Neoarius graeffei (lesser salmon catfish), 1732 nucleotides. It is a transcript of the gene treh, whose product is annotated as trehalase (brush-border membrane glycoprotein). Gene Ontology annotation, biological process: trehalose catabolic process. Lineage: Eukaryota; Metazoa; Chordata; Actinopteri; Siluriformes; Ariidae. Bases 1 to 1701 code for a protein of 566 amino acids. The transcript has 15 exons. The record is from RefSeq and is a predicted model, not a curated record. Gene Ontology annotation, molecular function: alpha,alpha-trehalase activity.